CGCACGCCCUGGCCGCCGCCGCCGCCGCCGCCGCCGCCGCCCCGGCUUCUUCGCUGCCCGCAGCAGGUGGAGCCCUAUGGCGUCCAGGCUCGUCGGCUGGGCCGCUUGCCUCGUCCUGGCCGGGAGGUGCCUGCCGCUGCGCCCCUGCCCGAGCCGCUGCCUGUGCCUGCCGAGCACCGCGCGCUGCGCGCACUGGAUGCUGGACCGCGUUCCUCCGGUGCCGCCGCGGACCGCGGUGCUAGACUUGAGGUUUAACAGAAUACGAGAAAUUCCUGGGAGUGCCUUCAAGAAACUCAAGACUUUGAACACUCUUCUCCUGAACAACAACCAAAUCAGACAGAUUUCCAGAAAUGCUUUUGAAGGACUUGAAAAUUUGCUUUAUCUUCAUCUUUUUAAAACACAAAUUCCCGAUCAUGCCAUUCUUCUUGUAACAUUUAAAGCUCUUGUUUCUUUGGAGGUGUUGUAUAUUCAUUUCAACCAAAUAGAAAUGCUACAGCCAGAGACCUUUGGAGACCUUCUGAAAUUAGAGCGACUAUAAGUGUUUUUGCAUAACAACAAAUUAUCUAAAAUCCCUGCUGGGAGCUUUUCUCAUCUGGAUUCAUUAAAGAGACUACUGUUAGGGUCUCAUGACUAUGAUGUUCCCAAGGGAGUUAUGUUGGUGUCCUGGCUUUUGUUCACUUAGAGUCUCAGGGUGAUACUAAUGGGAGAAUCUGCUACAUGCCAGUAUCCCCGAAGGCUCCAAGGACGCUCCAUCGCUUCGUUAACAGUAGAAGAAUUCAACUGUGAGAGUCCUCGAAUUACUUCUGAGCCCCAGGAUGUGGAGGUAACAUCAGGGAAUACUGUCUACUUUACCUGCCAGGCUGAAGGAAAUCCCAAACCAGAGAUUAUUUGGAUACAUAACAACCACUCAUUGGAUUUGAAAGAUGAUCAUCGACUUAAUUUGUUUGAUGAUGGGACACUCAUGAUUCGAAACACUCGAAAGUCAGACCAAGGUGAAUAUCAGUGUAUGGCCAGAAACUCAGCUGGGGAAGUUAAGACACAGAAUGCUAUGCUUAGAUACUCCAGUCCUCCAGCCAAGCCUAGUUUUAUAAUCCAGCCCCAGGACACAGAAGUUUUAAUUGGCACCAGCACAACUUUGGAAUGUAUGGCCACAGGCCACCCACACCCCCAUGUUACUUGGACUCGGGGCAGUGGUGAGGCCUUGGAUGGAUCCAGGCACCUGGCUACUUCUGGAGGACUAUACUUGAAAAAUGUCACCCUGCAGGAUCACGGUCAAUUUAUCUGUCAUGCCAACAAUAAUCAAGGCACUUUUCAAGCUACAGCAAACAUAAUUGUACAAGCUCCUCCACAAUUCACAGUAAUCCCCAAGGAUCAAGUGGUGCUAGAAGAACAUACUGUAGAAUUUCUCUGUGAAGCUGAAGGCAACCCACCUCCAAUAAUCGCCUGGACCAAAGCAGGUGGGAAGCUCCCUCAGGAAGGUCUACAUACAGUUCUCUCCUCUGGCACUUUGAGAAUUGACCAAAUGGCACAUCAUGACCAAGGCCAAUAUGAAUGUCAGGCAGUCAGUCCAUUGGGAGUGAGAAAAGCAUCUGUCCAGCUGACUGUAAAACCCAAAGCUCUCCCAGUGUUUACUCAACUACCUCAGGAUACGAGUGUAGAGGUUGGAAAGAAUAUAAACAUUUCGUGUCAUGCUGAAGGAGAACCACAGCCCAUAAUUACCUGGAACAAGGCAGGUGUUCAGAUUACCAAAAGUGGUAAAUUCCAUGUCAGUGGGGAAGGCAUGCUAACCAUCUAUGAUGCAGGGCAAGCUGACCAAGGAAGAUAUGAAUGUGUGGCUCAGAAUUCAUUUGGCCUUGUUGUAGCCAACAUGUUUCUCACAGUUGUAGCAAUACAGGGUAGACACGCUGGCUAUGACUUUGUUGAAUCAUCCAUUCUUGAUGCUGUACAGAGGGUUGACAGUGCAGUUAACUCCACACGAAGACAUUUGUUUUCACAAAAACCUCGCACCCCUAGUGAACUGCUGGCUCAGUUUCGUUAUCCGCAUGACCCAUUUACUGUGGAGACGGCAAGAGCUGGGGAGAUUUUUGAGCACACACUUCUGCUGAUCCAGGAACACGUGAAGCAGGGGCUUACUGUUGAUUUGGAGGGUAGAGAAUUCCGGUACAAUGACCUGGUGUCCCCACGCUCCCUCAGCCUCAUCGCCAACUUGUCUGGAUGUACAGCCCACAGGCCAGGGCCCAACUGCUCCGACGCGUGUUUCCAUCAGAAGUACCGAGCCCAGGACGGGACGUGCAACAACCUGCAGCACCCCACGUGGGGUGCGUCCCCGACCGCCUUCCAGCGCAUCCUGCAGCCUGCCUACGGGGACGGCUUCAACCUGCCGCGUGGGGUCGGCCGUCACAGCCCGUCGGGUCCGCACCCCCUGCCGCCGCCCAGGCUGGUCUCCACGGAGCUGGCGGCCACGGCCACGGCCACCCCCGACGACCGGUACACGCACAUGCUCCUGCAGUGGGGCCAGUUUCUCGACCACGACCUGGACCCCACGGCGCCUGCGCUGAGCACAUCUCGCUUCUCCGACGGGCGGUCGUGCAGCGCCCCGUGCACCGAUGACCCUCCCUGCUUCCCCAUCCUCCUCCCGGACGCUGACCCCCGGGGCGCCCGGGCGCCCUGCAUGUUCUUUGCGCGCUCCAGCCCCGUUUGCGGCAGCGGCGUGGCCUCCUUGGUGAUGAAUUCCGUGUACGCCAGGGAGCAGAUCAACCAGCUCACGGCCUACAUCGAUGCCUCUAAUGUCUACGGGAGCUCGGAGAGGGAAUCCCUCGCCCUGCGGGACUUCUCAGAGCCCCGCGGACUCCUGAGAACCGGCUUGCCCUGGGCCCCUUCCGGGAAGCCCCUGCUGCCCUCCUGCGCGGGCCCCCCCACCGAGCGCACCGGGCCGGGGCAGGGCGGCCGCCGCGCGCGCUUCCUAGCCGGGGACCGCAGGGCCAACGAGCAGCUGGUCCUCACGGCCAUGCACACGCUGUGGUUACGGGAGCACAACAGGGUGGCCGCGGCGCGGUCUGCCCUGAACCCCCACUGGGACGGAGACACCCUUUACCAUGAAGCCAGGAAGAUCGUGGGGGCUCAGCUGCAGCACAUCACCUACAGCCACUGGCUGCCCAAGAUCCUGGGGGAGCCGGGCAUGAGGAUGCUGCGGGGCUACCAGGGCUACGACCCCAGUGUGAACGCGGGCAUCAUCAACUCUUUUGCUACUGCAGCCUUCAGAUUUGGUCACACCUUGAUCAAUCCUAUUCUUUACCGGCUGAACGACACUUUCGGGGAAAUCCCUGAAGGCCAUCUUCCCCUCCAUAAAGCUUUCUUCUCACCGUCCAGAAUAAUCGAGGAAGGUGGCAUAGAUCCCCUCCUUCGGGGGCUGUUUGGCGUGGCCGCUAAAUUGCGGGUACCCUCCCAACUGCUCAGUCUAGAGCUGACCGAGAAGCUUCUCUCCACCGCCCAUUCUGUGGCCCUGGACUUGGCUGCCACCAACAUUCAAAGGGGGCGAGACCACGCUCCCCCCUAUGCUGACUUCAGAGUUUUCUGCAAUUUGACUUCCGUUGAAAACUUUGAGGAUCUUCGAAAUGAGAUUAAAGAUCCAGAGAUUCGACGCAAACUGAAAAAGUUGUAUGGUAACCCAGGCAACAUUGACUUCUGGCCCGCCCUCAUGGUUGAAGACCUGAUCCCUGGUACAAGAGUGGGACCAACACUUAUGUGCCUGUUUGUUACCCAGUUUCAGCAGCUAAGAGAUGGAGAUAGAUUCUGGUAGGAGAAUCCUGGCGUGUUCACUCCCGCACAGCUCACUCAGCUGAGGCAGGCGUCCCUGGGCCGUGUGCUGUGUGACAAUGGUGACAACAUCCAGCAAGUCCAGGCCGAUGUCUUUGUGAAGGCAAAAUACCCACAGGAUUACCUGAGCUGCGAUGAGAUACCGCAGGUGGAUCUUCGAAUGUGGCAAGACUGCUGCGAAGACUGUAGAAGUAGAGGACAGUUCAGAACAUUCACGCAAGAAUCUCGAAAGAAACGCUCUGCUCAAUACAGCUAUCCUGAUGAGAAAGAUAAAGAGUUAAGUGAUCUAAUUAGUAGGCAGCAAGAUCACUUGUACAUUGAUGAAGAUAGUAAAAAUAUGACAGUUCUGGCAAAAACAAAGUUUGCCCAAGAUUUCAGCAGUUUUGCGGUGGAAAUUCAAAAAACCAUUAAAGCUCUCAGAGAACAGAUAAACAAGCUGGAGGCACACCUCAGGCAGGCGGGAUGCACAGAUGAUAAAGGGAUUCGAAGAAAAGACAAUGAACACUGGAUGAAAGAAGACUGCAUCAGCUGUAUGUGUAAGAGUGGCCAGGUCACCUGCGUGGUGAAGACUUGUCCACCGGCUCCAUGUCCUAGUCUUGAAUUGGUGAAAGGAACCUGCUGUCCAGUUUGCAAAGACCGGGGAAUGCCAGCUGAUUCCUCAGAGAAACACUAAGCAAUUUACUGCUCUUGAGCCCUGAAUGGGGAAUUUCUCAGAAUAAGGCAGUCAGGCACUUGGGACUUCAGCACUUUUAACCUGUAGUCACACCCCUGGCAGAGAAAUCACCAAUUUAAAACAAAUUAGUUCGUUUAACCCUUCAACAUACUGGAGAUCUUGUAUCUUUUCA
Molecule: messenger RNA, 4661 nt
Organism: Nyctereutes procyonoides (raccoon dog)
Lineage: Eukaryota; Metazoa; Chordata; Mammalia; Carnivora; Canidae
Gene: PXDNL
Product: peroxidasin like
Biological process (GO): response to oxidative stress
Molecular function (GO): peroxidase activity; protein binding; heme binding
Source: RefSeq, a predicted model, not a curated record